Arachis stenosperma is the source of this 330-nucleotide messenger RNA. Its product is annotated as glycine-rich RNA-binding protein blt801-like. The coding region runs from base 1 to 330 and encodes 109 amino acids. The record is from RefSeq and is a predicted model, not a curated record. The transcript has a single exon. Lineage: Eukaryota; Viridiplantae; Streptophyta; Magnoliopsida; Fabales; Fabaceae.
AUGAACUCAAAUAGGAACAAAACCAUGAACAGAAACAUGCCCGCAUACAUGAACCGAGGUGGAAGGCAGAGUAUUACCGGCAACGACGGUGGAGGUAGAGAGCUCGGCGAUGACGGUGGAGGUGGAGAGCUGGACGACGAUGGUGGAGGAGGCGAGCUGGGCGACGGCGAUGGAGGAGAGGAGCUCCGCGACGGCGAUGGAGGAGGGGAGCUCCGCGACGGCGAUGGAGGAGGGGAGCUCCGCGACGGCGAUGGAGGAGGGGAGCUCCGCGACGGCGAUGGAGGAGGGGAGCUCCACGAUGGCGAUGGAGGAGAGGUGCGACGACGAUGA